Pseudozyma hubeiensis SY62 is the source of this 3639-nucleotide messenger RNA. Its product is annotated as choline kinase. Gene Ontology annotation, cellular component: cytoplasm. NCBI's taxonomy places the organism in Eukaryota, Fungi, Basidiomycota, Ustilaginomycetes, Ustilaginales, Ustilaginaceae. The coding region runs from base 1 to 3639 and encodes 1212 amino acids. The record is from RefSeq and is a predicted model, not a curated record. Gene Ontology annotation, molecular function: choline kinase activity; ethanolamine kinase activity. The transcript is spliced from 3 exons. Gene Ontology annotation, biological process: phosphatidylethanolamine biosynthetic process; phosphatidylcholine biosynthetic process.
AUGCUGACGCUGCUUGCGUUGGGCGUGGUCGUCGUCGGCGUCGUAGUCGUGAUGAUCCUGAAAAGUGCAACAAUCGGAAUUUUGAGUCUACUGUCGGACUUGCCGAACGGAGCCUUUGGAGAGGGUCUACUUUUUCGACUUGUCAGAAGCACACGCGAACAGGGCAAUCAACCGUGGCUGCAUGUGGCUUUCGCCUGUCUCUGCUUCUCUGAAAUCGAGCGAGUAAAGUUCAAGGAGUCGGAAAUUCCCAUCCUUGCCAGCCUCAACAGCUCCGUGGCGGCGGGCAAGCUCGACGGGGAGUUCCGCAGCGCAACGUCCUGUGCCAUCAUGCAGCAGGAGCAGCAGCAGCACAGGGUACAGGACGGCGACAUUGCAUCGCCCGUCUUCGAUCCUUUCCGAUCGCCGCCCCCGACGCCUUCGCCUGCACUCUCUGCCUACUCGUACUCUUCCACAUCUAGCGCCGAUGAGUUUUCGGACCAGGACCAGGAUCCGGACUUCAACGCUCUCUCGCUUGAGGAGAUUGACGAACCUCAGUAUCACCUCGCGGUCGAUACCGUUGGGUCGCAAGACCAGCCCUUCCUCGCCCAUGGUGGCCUCACCAAUGCUGACCUCGAUCCUCGACAGUCCGGCCUACCAAGCGGAGCAGCAACACCAAUAGCUUCCCAGUCAUCCGCGUCCCUUCGGUUCAGGGAGACGUCACGGACAGGUUCGUCCCCUUCACCCACCCGAUCAGGACUUUCGGCCUUCUCGUCACUGUAUCGCAGACUAUCGCCGAGGCACGCGUCAGAAGCAUCCGAUUCGUCGUCGCACGUCACCUCCACCGACCCAGAUACCACAGCCCAACGUCCCUCGCCGCCAGAUUCGGACGAAGAGCGCGCCGAACGUGGAGCUGAUGCAGACGGGUUUGAUACGCUCGAUGUCGAUGAGGAAGAUAUGCACGCUGACGGCAUUCCAGCGGCCCGCGGUUGGCGUUUGGAUGCACGUCAAGCCGACACCAAGCAGUUUCGCGCAAAGGUGUUGCAGCUCUUUUCCGACCAGCUCUGUCUUCUCGGCUGGACUCAGGAGACCGUUGAUGCUUCCCUCUGGCCGCUUGAACCCGAACAGCUUGGUCUCAAGCGAAUUAGUGGUGCAUUCACCAACGCCGUCUUCUUUGCGAGCUACCAGAUACCCGAGUCUGCGCGCAGCAACGUCCCACCACCUCCCACCGUCCUGCUCCGCGUCUAUGGCGCCAGCUCAGAGGCGCUGCUUUCUCGUCGUGCCGAACUUCUCAUCCUGCACACCUUGUCCAGCCUCUACGAGAUAGGUCCGCACAUCCUCGGCACGUUCGCCAAUGGUCGCGUCGAAGAGUUUUACGACUGCGACCCCAUCCAGAAGGAAGGAAUGCGCGAUUUUGGGGACAGGGAAGCCUACAUGCUUCCAGGUGGAAGCCUGGUCGUCAAGGGUCGUGAAGGUCGUGCGCAUUGGGUAGCGCGCCGCAUGAACGAGCUGCAUUCGGUUCCGCUCGAAGUGAUGCGCACCGUGCUGGAACAGGGCAACCUGCGCGGUCCAAGCGAGAAGGGUUUUGGAAGGGGCAUUGAGAAUCACAUCAUGGCCAGCUCGCAUCGUCCACGUCGCAGGGUCCGUCAUCGACACCAGUCCAGCGUGAUGGACAAAGCCAGCACUUCUCCCGUCUACGGUCUCGACAACCGCGGCGUGGUGCGCGCAAGUCCAGCGCCGAUGGGCCCCGACGAGGUCUCGUCAACCGAUAGCAUGGACGCGCGCCCCAGCUACGCAUUCUCGCAUCGCAAUAGUUCGGCCGUCUCGCUCGAUUCGUUGGCGACCAGCUACAACUCACAGUCCAGCUUCUUCGGGGAGAGCCCUGCCAUGACGGGCGUAACAAGCCCCUCACUUUCAGGCUCGUCCGCCACCGACACGCCCAACUCCUACUUCCCACCCGUCACCGACGGACCCAUGAGUCCGCUUGCGUUGGCGCCGCAGGGUCGAUCCAGCAACAAGCCAAAGUCGUCGCGAGGACCCUACCCCGGCGUGUGGCGACGACUCAAGAGGUGGUCGCGUGAGGCGGCCAAGGUGAUCGAGCUCGUCGAUAGGUUCGCCAAGACCGAAAGCGGUGCCAAGGCCAUCGCUAUAUGCUUCUCGGGCCAUCCCUCGAUCCGUCAAGAGAUGCAGGCUGGUCCCGACGCCCUGUCCACCGCCACGAUUGGCCCCUCUCCAGGCAACCUGCGCAACACGCUGCGCGCCAUUCGCGCCAUCGACCUCGUCUCGCUGAUCCACCAAAUCGAGGAGUACAAACGAUUCGUGAGGAGGUGGGAGCGACGCGAAGGACCCUCGCGCCGAGUUUUUGCCCAUAACGACGCCCAGUACGGCAAUCUGCUCGCCAUCAAGCAUACGAAUGCUACCUUCGCAUCCCUCGCCCCCGCGCAAACGGAGCAAAGGAUGCGAGACGCCAGGUCUCCCUCUGUCGAAGUGCCUUCUAUCCCCGCCGGAAUGCCGCGGCUAGCAUCGCACGACAGCAGACGCGACAGCGCUGCGUCUGUCGCCGAUCCUCAGAGUCCUAUCGCCAUGAGGUCCAAGAGCCGUAGCCGCAUCAACUUCAAGAAGCCGCCACCGCUCCAUCAUCGGAUCGUCGUCAUUGACUUCGAGUACGCCAGCCCGAACCCGCGCGGUUACGACAUUGCCAACCACUUUCAGGAGUGGCGCGCCGACUACCAUCAUGCCACGCUCUCGUGGUCGCUCACGCACCACGGCGCGUAUCCGGAUGAGCAGCAACGUCGAAAAUGGCUGCGUGCUUACGUCGAGCAGGGCCGACUGCUCCGAAUGGGCGGUCGCGCGACCAAAGGCGGACCAGGUGCGUCAGCUCCACCGGCAGCCGGCGAUGUCCCCGGCGACAUUGCACUGCCGCCUGCUGUCGCCUCGCUACAGUAUCCUCCUUCGGACACCGCGAUCAAGGGGCCCAUCACCGCAGAAAGGCCGAGCGCGCCGGUUACGCCAGGCACUGGUGCUGCACAAAUGGCGGCUCUCGAAAAGUCGUCCGGAGAACGCAAUCGCCCAGCGUUGUCGCAGAACAGCUCCAACGCAUCUGCCUCAAUCAGAAGGGGCUCCACUUCUGGCCCAUCGUCCCACGGCGUGGAGAAACAGUUGACCAAGAGUCUUGCGAGGAGAGGCAGCACCGAGUCGAUCUCUUCGUCAUCAUGGCAGGCACCGUCGUCGGGCCCACUUCGAGCUGUCAAUCCGUCCGCUCCGAGCACCCCGGCCAGCUGCCUCGGGGCUGCCUCGCCGUUCUUGGAGGGCUCUGCAUCGCCUCAAGUGCUAGCUUUGGCGUCCCUGGAUGCAAGUAUCGAGAAGGAGGUCGACCGACUCGAGCGUGAAGUUCAUCUGUGGAGUUCCGCCACGCAUGCCGUGUGGGGUUUGUGGGGAAUCGUGUUUGCAAAGGAGGAACUCGAAUCGGUGCUAUCCAGAGCCACAGCGGAGGCGGACGGCCAGCGAGUCGGCGAGACAGUCUUGUCCGAAAAAAGCACACAACUGGUCGCUUCAGCAGGUUGUGCCGAGACCUUUGAUAAUUUGCGGUACGCUCUCGGUCGCAUCGAGCUCUUCCGACAGGAAUUUGAGCAGCUCAAGCAGCUCGGCAUCGAUGGCAUCUGA